GAUCAUCUCCAAGGAGAUUGACAUGCUCAGGAACAAGGAGGCCAUACUGCAGGCUGUCAAUGGCGUGCUUCAGGAAAGGCUUUUUUUCAUGAUGGAAUGAUUUUCAUUUGAUGUAUUCUUCUUUCUUCAUGAUAUUAAAUGAGAACUUGCCAACUAGGGGUUUUGAACUACUCAUUUUAUGAAGUCACACUUGAUAUUCUUCUUCAAUUUAGAUAUACACAUAUGUAGCCCUAACAGUGAGACAUUUUGAAACAGUGGAAUGCCAGAGUGCAAACUUGGCUUGAAUGAUAGGGUUCAUUUGAUGUAUUAAGGCAGAGCAACUAAAGGCAAAGCGAUAGACCUCGAUGAUAUCAAAUUUCAUCAGUGCGUACGUUUGGCUAGAUUUGAGAAUGAUAGAACUAUAUCGUUCAUACCUCCUGAUGGAUCUUUUGAUCUAAUGACAUACAGGCUUAGCACUCAGGUAAAACCUCUUAUCUGGGUCGAAGCACAGAUUGAGAAACAUUCUAGAAGCCGUAUAGAACUCAUGGUGAAGGCAAGGAGUCAGUUUAAGGAAAGAAGCACAGCAACGAAUGUUGAAAUUGAAGUGCAUGUUCCUUCAGAUGCCACAAACCCAAAUAUAAGAACUUCAAUGGGGUCUGCUGCAUAUGCUCCUGAGAGAGAUGCAAUGGUUUGGAAAAUAAAAUCAUUCCCUGGUGGCAAGGAAUACAUGUGCAGAGCAGAAUUUAGUCUUCCUAGCAUAACAGCGGAAGAAGGGGCCCCAGAAAAGAAGGCGCCGAUACAGGUGAAAUUUGAGAUACCAUAUUUCACCGUAUCAGGUAUUCAGGUAAUAGGUUUGCUGUUUGCCGAUACUUGUCAAUGGUUCUAGCAUUCUAUCUACUGUAUCUUAUUUGGAGUCUUCAGCCUCUGAAUGCUUUGCUAUAUAUUGUCUCUGUAUGCUUGAUUAUGCAAGUAGAUUAUUCAGACAGUACAUACAUUUUUAGCUGUAUUUAUUCUUGUUUCUAUUCGGUGCUUCGUUCAAGUCUGCAACUUAGCAGAUUAUGCUAUAUUCUUGAACAAGAAACUUUUUUGGAUGCACAUUUUUGUAGUGUUUAUUACAUGUAGGGGUUACACUAUUUAGUUCGAUUACUUCGAUUCUAGGACUGCCAAGCGUCUUCUGUAGUGUUUAUUCUUGUUCGAUUCUAGGACUGCGAUUUUAGUUAAUUUACUUCGAUUCUGGGACUGCCAAAAUACAGACAGGGGCUGCGAUUUUAGUUAGUUUACUUCAAUUCUGGGACUGCCAAAAUACAGACAUGGGUUACACUGUUUAAUCAAGUGCAAUAGUUUUUAUAUGAUGCUCGCUGCCUAAAGAAGUGUAGUUGUGGAUAUUGUUUUUCUGUGACCUGUUUAGUUUCAGUUUUCAGUGUAUCAGGUUGCAUUUUUGAAGUGAAAACACGGUGUUUUAGAUUUUAGAGAGUGUAACCUGUGUCGUUUAAGAUUUUAGACAAUUUGCUGGAACUGAGUUGUACAUUCUGCAACCUGAUACACUACAAACUGCACUUCUAAAAACCUAUCCCAGAAAGAAACACAUACAAAGUUCACAAACAGAGUUCACUAAAACACAGACACGUGGUUCUCCAUAAACUUGUUCGGGUCGACGGGGCGGAAGCGACUCACCCUGCCAUCCUCGUCGCGCCUGACAGCCACUACGGUGGCGGCGGACGACGGGGCCAAGAUGAAGGGCCUCUUCAAGACCAACCCACGGAUGCCCGUCGACAUCGUGCGGUAGACACGCGAGUGCCUCGUCCACCUUGACCUCCACUCAAGAUUCAGUGGUGACGACUGACGAAGGAGAUCCUACCGAACUGGCUUUGAGGAUAAACAGUCUGCACGCGCUCAUAUAGCUCAAAACAUGAUGUAUUCAUAAAUUGAUACUUUACAAACUUAUGUGUGUUUGUUAAUAUAUCUUUUUGUUCUUUAUAAAUCUUGUAACCUUUUCGUUCGGUGACAAUCACAUUCGUGUUGAUAUGGCAUGCCCUCGCAAAGAAACUUCGAGGAGAAGGACCUCUAUAUGACAGAAAGAAAACCGUGUUUGUUGGGAUUGAGGAACCUUCCAUUUGAUGUAAAG
Molecule: messenger RNA, 2104 nt
Organism: Zea mays
Lineage: Eukaryota; Viridiplantae; Streptophyta; Magnoliopsida; Poales; Poaceae
Product: AP-1 complex subunit mu-2-like
Exons: 6
Coding region: 437-865 (142 amino acids)
Biological process (GO): intracellular protein transport; vesicle-mediated transport
Cellular component (GO): clathrin adaptor complex
Source: RefSeq, a predicted model, not a curated record